Messenger RNA from Brenthis ino (lesser marbled fritillary), 1395 nucleotides. NCBI's taxonomy places the organism in Eukaryota, Metazoa, Arthropoda, Insecta, Lepidoptera, Nymphalidae. The record is from the annotation of a GenBank genome assembly.
AUGUCUAGCGUGGCGAAGAAAGACAAGCCGACAAUGUCAGUGACUGCGCUGAUCAACUGGGCGCGGCCGGCACCCCCAGGCCCGCAGCAGCCGCCGCCUGCGGCGCCUGCGCCCACUGCUAAUAUGCUGCAGUCUCACGGUCCUCCUUCGAAUAUGUCAACAGUUGACUGCUCUAUCGACAUGCAAUGGCUGAACAUCGAGGCGGGGUUUAUGUCGCCAAUGUCUCCGCCGGAGAUGAAACCGGACACGGCAAUGCUAGACGGCAUGCGUGACGACGCCACCUCCCCUCCUUCUAUGAGGAACUUCCCUCCCAAUCAUCCGCUCAGCGGUUCCAAACAUCUCUGCUCUAUAUGUGGCGAUAGAGCUUCAGGAAAACAUUAUGGAGUGUAUAGUUGCGAAGGUUGUAAGGGUUUCUUUAAACGGACUGUACGAAAAGACCUUACUUAUGCAUGUCGCGAAGAAAGGAAUUGUAUAAUCGACAAGCGUCAGAGAAACCGUUGUCAAUAUUGCCGCUAUCAAAAAUGUCUCGCAUGCGGGAUGAAGCGAGAGGCGGUGCAGGAGGAACGGCAAAGGGCCGCACGAGGCGCGGAGGACGCGCACCCCAGCAGCUCAGUCCAGGAGCUGUCAAUCGAACGACUUUUAGAAAUAGAGUCCCUUGUGGCGGAUCCAUCUGAAGAGUUUCAAUUCUUGCGUGUGGGACCUGACACCAACGUGCCGCCGCGGUACCGUGCGCCCGUCUCUAGCCUAUGUCAGAUAGGAAAUAAGCAGAUCGCGGCACUGGUAGUGUGGGCGCGCGACAUCCCACAUUUCAGCCAGCUGCUGCUGGAGGACCAGGUGCUGCUCAUCAAAAGCAGCUGGAACGAACUCCUACUGUUUGCCAUCGCUUGGCGCUCAAUAGAAUAUUUGGAAGACGAGCGAGAGAACAUGGACGGCACGCGCAGCGCUGCGCCCCCGCAGCUCAUGUGCCUUAUGCCUGGCAUGACGCUGCACCGCAACAGCGCGCUGCAGGCGGGCGUGGGGCAGAUCUUCGACCGCGUGCUGUCCGAGCUGUCGCUGAAGAUGCGCGCGCUGCGCAUGGACCAGGCCGAGUACGUCGCGCUCAAGGCCAUCGUGCUGCUCAACCCCGAUGUCAAAGGACUGAAGAACCGUCAAGACGUCGACGUCCUAAGGGAGAAGAUGUUCUCCUGCUUGGAUGAGUAUUGUAGACGAGUGCACAGCUCGGAGGAGGGCAGAUUCGCUUCCCUACUGCUGCGACUACCCGCACUACGCUCUAUAUCCCUGAAAGGGUUCGAACAUUUAUACUUCUUCCACCUCAUCGCGGAAGGAAAUAUCAGUAAAUACAUACAAGAAGCGUUGCGUAAUCACGCGCCGCCCAUUGACACCAACUCUAUCAUC